CUGUCUCUUUCAUCUCCUAAAUUCCUAAUAACCAAUAGACAGAGAAAAUCCCAACCAUAAAAGCUCUCAUACAUCAAACACUUCUCAGUUUUCUGAAGCAACCAAGUGAGCAACACAAUCACCGCGUCUCAAGAGAGAAAACAAAUGCAAAGAAACUCCACUUUCUACCCCAUCAUUGCAAUCCAAUCCAACAAAUAAAAAUAUCUCACUUUUCUCUUCAAUCCCUUCACAAUUCAUCAGAGCAGAAAACAAAAGAGGAAGAAAAAAAAAACAAAUGGAGAUUGAGAUGGUUAGGUGUGAGUGCUGUGGACUAAAAGAAGAUUGCACACAAGACUACAUCACACAAGUGAAGGCAAAAUUUGAUGGGAAAUGGCUGUGUGGGUUGUGCUCAGAAGCAGUAAGGGAUGAGGUUGGCAAAGGCAGCAAUCAGCCAUUUGGCAUGGAGGAAGCUGUGAGGGCACACAUGUCAUUUUGUGGUAAAUUCAAAUCCAACCCUGCAGUUAGAGUGGCAGAUGGGAUGAGGCAGAUGCUUAGGAGAAGGUCAAACAUGUCAUCUUCUUCUUCAUCACCAAAAAAGUACACAAGAUCAGCAAGCACAUCCCAAGUGGGCCAUUCAUCUUCUUUCUCAUUGUACUAAUUGCAACCAGACUUCUUGGGUUGGAAUAAUUGAUAUAUAUAAUAUGAAGGUAGUGGAAUUUCAUGGCUCUUA
Malus domestica (apple) is the source of this 709-nucleotide messenger RNA. RefSeq lists its product as uncharacterized. The record is from RefSeq and is a predicted model, not a curated record. Lineage: Eukaryota; Viridiplantae; Streptophyta; Magnoliopsida; Rosales; Rosaceae.